AUGCUUCUCUUUCUCUUCAUCUCCGUUGUCCUUGUUAAGGCAACCGAAGAAAGAAGCGGUGAUGCCUUGUUAACCCUCCGAAGUGGUGUUUCCCUAAAGGGCACCAAAUGGAUCGUCGAUGGUGUGGAGGUGGACGCAUAUCUAGGCAUCCCAUUUGCAAAGCCACCUGUUGGCAGUCUUCGUUUUGCCAAACCGAAAGCAGUAAAAUUAUGGAAAGGUCAACUUGACGCCACACAGCGUCCAAACACCUGCUGGCAGUACCUUUUCAGUGGUUUCGAUAAGGCCAAUCCUGCCGCACGAGUGUGGGUUAACAAUACGAGGAUGAGUGAAGAUUGUCUCUAUCUCAACGUGUGGGUGCCUGCGAAUAUGCCGCAGGAUGGUAAGCCACUACCUGUGAUGGUGUGGAUUUUCGGAGGAGGCUUCUUCAGUGGAACGUCCACACUCGACGUCUACGAUGGCAAGUUUCUUGCAGCUAAGGAGGGCGUCAUUGUGGUAUCCAUGCAGUACCGUUUGGGACCGUUUGGUUUCCUGUACGUGGAUUCGGAGGUUGACGGAAACAUGGGUCUCUUGGAUCAACGCCUUGCUCUCAAGUGGGUUCAAAAGCACAUUGCGAAAUUCGGAGGUGAUCCGACGAAGGUGACGUUGUUUGGAGAGUCAGCUGGUGCGGCGAGU
This is a messenger RNA of Mesocestoides corti, 672 nucleotides long. Lineage: Eukaryota; Metazoa; Platyhelminthes; Cestoda; Cyclophyllidea; Mesocestoididae. The record is from the annotation of a GenBank genome assembly.